This is a messenger RNA of Struthio camelus australis, 3129 nucleotides long. NCBI's taxonomy places the organism in Eukaryota, Metazoa, Chordata, Aves, Struthioniformes, Struthionidae. The record is from RefSeq and is a predicted model, not a curated record.
UUUAUUUUCUUAUCCUCACAGAUGAUCAGCAGAAACCCUAGGAUUAAUACAGUAUAGAUCUAGAGAAAAAAAAAAACAGCAAUCCCUCCCUUUUCAGCCUCCUUUGACUACAUCAGCACACCAAAUACUCUAGGAUUCACAUCAAAAUGGGAUUUUCGAUCUUCAGGAAUUCUAUUUAGUUACACAACCCUUUCCACAAGCUUAUCAGACUACAUCUCUAUUCAGAGGGUCAUUCCAGAAUUUUGCUUCUUAUGCCACUAUUCACUGUCUUCUAAUUUCCAGUCUACAUUUUUUAAUGACUGAAUUAUAUCCGCUUGAUCUCAGGCUAAUAUUAACCUUGAACUUACACAAUUCUUCCUGCUUGAUAUUUACCCCUAAGGGUAUUUAUAAAUAAAGUCAUCUUCUCUCAUUCUUAAUUUGGUGAAGUUAAAAAAGAUAAACUGAUGUUUAUUAGUAAUGAAAGUUCUUUCUGCAUGGGCCCCUUCAUCUUGUAGAUUAGCCCAAAACAGGCCCCUACUUUACAAAAAUACAACAUUCUCAGUUACGUUUAAAAGAUGAUUUUUGUUUUUUGUUUUUAGUUAAAACUAUCAAGUCCCAGGCAUUAUUUAAUCGAAAUAAUGCUAUUUAUUGCACUUUUCAGCUAGGAUCUUGCUCUGCAGGCCACUGUGCUGUGCUCAUUCCUGACAGCUACACUUGUAAUGCCUCGCAAGCCAGGCAAAUCUUUUCAGUUACCUUCAGAUGGGUUUACAGCAAAACACAAGCAAACCAGCUCGUAAACUGCUGUAAUUCUUUCUAUUGCCAGGCUCGCUUGGCCUGCUGAGCACAAGGACCACAGUAACGAUGUUCACCAGGAGAUUAAUUAAGCUGAGGGGAAGGUGCCACGUUCACGUGUUCUGACAUUUGGCAACCCUGUUGUGCUUGGCGUUUUGGCUUUUUUAGAGUGUUAACUUCUCCCCCUUAAAAAUAAACACUGAAAAAUCUCUUUCACGCUUCCGAAACCUCUUUCCAAUUCUUUUUCCUCCACUAAAAUCAUUCUAGCUUUGCACAGAUCAGCUGGAAGCCUCAAAAAUAUGUAAAACUGAUGGGAAAGGUUCAGGGAGUUCCAGCACUGCGGUAAAGCAGCAUUGACAGCAGCAUAUAGACUUUCCAUUUUUCUGAAAGAAUCUUGUUUAUAAAGCAAAUCUGAAUGUUAGAGUGAAUAUUUUGUAAUAAUUCUCCUUUGCUGAUGGUGACACUUACUUGUCACCACCCAUACAAAGUUGUCUCUGCUCGUCCUGCUACUUAUAAAAACUUAUCCUGGCAGAAUUCAACUGUCAAAGAGAAGAGCGAUGCAUCCUCCUCCUUUUGAUCCUAGAAACUGCAACAUGGACAGUCUCUCGUUAACCCUCCUGCCUGCGUGCGGCAGUCCUUGCCCCACCACGGAGCUCUUCCGGGGUUGCAGGCUCUUCGGCAAAGGCGCCGUCUGCCUUUGCACGGCGCCGCCGCAGCGAUGCCCCUUCGCAGCUGGUCCUCAGCCACCGGAGUAAAUCUCAUCUGGAACUAAAAAAAAGUUGGUUAACAGCACGAACGAAGGAGGGACAGUCCUGCACCGCAGCAGCCACUGCAGAAACCAGACAAGGAUUCUUCACUGCGCUGCCGUUUUCUCCCUAUCCCGCUCUCCUGCUUCAGCCAUGCCCAAGGAGGACAGUGCUCAGCCUCUGCCACCGAAGAAGGACAGUGCUCACCGUCUACCGCCCAAGGAGGACAGUGCUCAGCCUCUACCACCCAAGGAGGACAGUGCUCAGCCUCUGCCACCCAAGGAGGACAGUGCUCACCGCCCACUGCCCAAGGAGGACAGUGCUCAGCCUCUACCGCCCAAGGAGGACGGUGCUCAGCCUCUACCGGGGCUACAGACCUUACGCCACCCACUGCAGCACCAGAAAUUGCAGCUUAUGAAAAAAGUGGCGAUCAUCACUGAGGACAGUGCUCAGCCUCUCCCGCCAAGGGAGGACAGUGCUCAGCCUCUACCGCCAAGGGAGGACAGUGCUCAGCCUCUACUGCCAAAGGAGGACAGUGCUCACCGUCUACCGCCCAAGGAGGACAGUGCUCAGCCUCUACCGCCCAAGGAGGACGGUGCUCAGCCUCUACCGGGGAUAAAGACCUUACGCCACCCACUGCAGCACCAGAAAUUGCAGCUUAUGAAAAAAGUGGCGAUCAUCACUGUGGGUAAAGCGCAGCCCAGACUGACUGCUGGAAGCACGAAGCCCACAGGAGCACCCUGAAGGGAUUCGGGACGCCCCCCGCUUCGCCCUGCGAGGGGCAGGGCGGCAGUGGGGACAGGGCAUCCGCACAGAGCUGUAACGAGCUCUACGCCGCCCUGGGCCGCGAAGCUGUCGUCGCUGGAAGAGGGAAAACCCGCGGUGGGAUGAGAGGCAGCGUGGCAGAUGAGACGCCGCAGAUCCUAACACUUGUUCUCGGUGCGGUUUUUCCCUCUUACGUUCGCCCCUGACGUGCAGGGAGGCUCUAUAACUGGUCUGAAACAGAGCAACAGCAAAGCCACUUAGCUCAGAAACUGAUGUACAGUCAAGUUUAAAUCCGAAGUCAUUUCACAUCCAAGUGCAAUACUCUCUGUGCUUUCUCGUUCUGCUGACAGGCAAACAUCGAAUGUUAGUUCUUUGCUGCGUAGUCGAGUAUUCAGAGACACCCAGCCAAGGAAAUGGCUCUCCUAUGUAGCUGUUUUUAAUGAUUACUUUGUAUUCCUAAAUGUUUUGCCCUGACAAAUGAGUUAUGUUGAGCAGGACAGAGUCUCUCAUUGUGGCCGUUGCGCUGCAUAGGCCUUCGCUGUGCUUUAUGGGCCAGACGCUGGCAGCGCAAGCCCUAACAGACCCUAUAUAACGGCACAGAGCAACAAUGCUGCUACUAUCAGUGUGGUGUCCAAGAGGGCUCCUUUUGGUAUUCACAGUCCUCCCCAUUCAAAAUACAAAAUCAUGUUUUCCCUGUGUAAAUACACUAAAUAUCAUGUCAGUUAUGGAACAAUUAGAAUUUUGGAAACUAAGUGUUUCAGGGCAGGAAGAAAGCACAGUCAAAAUACCGAGGUGCCUAGCCGCACAAAUGAAGUGUCAUGUGAGUGCAGAAACGGUUAUAUUUUCC